UACAUGAAAAUCUAAUUGUCAUUUCAGUUAUUUCCAGAAUAUCUUCUGUCACUUCUCUCCAUGUCCUAAUGUUGCAAUUUUAUUUGCAUUCAGAUAUCUUAGCUAAGUUUAGUUGUGAAUGUAUUUACAGAAUUACUCUUCCAUUAGAAUAUCUUCUGACACCAUUUUGCUUAUUAAUUUAGGUUCUGUUUGUUUGCACAGCAAACGUAGUUGAGAUGAUACCAAACCCUCUUUUGGACAGAAUGGAGGUCAUUGCUCUUGCUGGUUAUAUCACUGAUGAAAAGAUGCAUAUUGCAAGGGACUAUUUGGAAAAGACUACUCGUGAAGCUUGUGGUAUCAAAUCUGAACAAGUUGAAGUGACUGAUGCAGCUCUUCUUGCUCUGAUAGAAAAUUAUUGCCGAGAGGCAGGUGUUCGGAAUCUUCAAAAGCAAAUUGAGAAGAUAUACCGCAAGAUAGCUCUGCAACUUGUCCGUCAAGGGGUGACAAAUGAGCAAUCUCUAAAAGUCAGCCUUCAGCAAGGAGCCAAACAGCUUAGAGAGAAAUCUACUGAAGAGCCUACUCAAAUUGCAGAUGAUGGUCCAGGGGGGAAGAAACUUGUGAGGACCCAGCGGGCGUGUGUUUAGUCCCACAUCGGUUAUUUGCUGGGUAGAUCUUGGGUACUUAUACAGGAUCAAGGAACCCAAAUAAUAACUUCCGGCUAGCCAUUUUGGGUGAGGUCUUGGGUUGUUACAAAUGGUA
Messenger RNA from Phoenix dactylifera (date palm), 738 nucleotides. NCBI's taxonomy places the organism in Eukaryota, Viridiplantae, Streptophyta, Magnoliopsida, Arecales, Arecaceae. The record is from RefSeq and is a predicted model, not a curated record.